Drosophila ananassae is the source of this 321-nucleotide messenger RNA. RefSeq lists its product as uncharacterized. The record is from RefSeq and is a predicted model, not a curated record. The transcript is spliced from 2 exons. Lineage: Eukaryota; Metazoa; Arthropoda; Insecta; Diptera; Drosophilidae. The coding region runs from base 1 to 321 and encodes 106 amino acids.
AUGGUCUUCAAAAAGGCCAAUGGCUAUAAGCCAUGGAUACUACAAGGAACCAUCGACGUCUGCCGAUAUUUGCGCAAGCCUUAUAGUGCCUUCGCAAAAAUAAUCUUCGAUCUGUUUCAGGAAUUUUCAAACAUAAAUCACACCUGUCCGUUUGUGGGCCCCCUGGUGGUCAAGAACUUUUAUUUGAGGUCGGAAUUGCUGCGGUUGCCCUUUCCCACUGGAGAUUACUUGAUGAGUGGCCAGUGUUUUUUUGACAAGAAGCCCCAGUUUGAUGCAAAUGUUAGCUUUAUGUACACAGAAGAUCUCCUUAAGAGAUCUUAA